Messenger RNA from Podarcis muralis (Common wall lizard), 13209 nucleotides. It is a transcript of the gene TAOK1, whose product is annotated as TAO kinase 1. Gene Ontology annotation, cellular component: cytoplasm. The record is from RefSeq and is a predicted model, not a curated record. Gene Ontology annotation, molecular function: protein serine/threonine kinase activity; ATP binding. Gene Ontology annotation, biological process: regulation of cytoskeleton organization; protein phosphorylation. NCBI's taxonomy places the organism in Eukaryota, Metazoa, Chordata, Lepidosauria, Squamata, Lacertidae.
GUCAGUCCGCGAGCGCCGAUGACGAGAAUGGUCCCGUUCUGGUUCUCGCCGCCGAGCUCGAGCCCGGGCCCAAGUCUCGCGAGAGGGAGCCCGGUGGGCUGCUGAGGCAGUGGCUGAGGCGGACGAGGAAGGGCGGGCGGCGGCGGCGGAGGAGGAGGAGGAGAAAGAGGCGGCGGCGGCGGCGGCUGAGGCGACUGAGACUGGGGAGUCCGAAGGGGGGAAGCCGGUGCUGGUGGCGGUUGCCCUCGGGGGUGGGGUGCGAGGGGUGUCGCCUUCGUCGUCACCAUCCUCCUCCCCGUCGCCCGUGAGGGAGGCGCCGGCGGCCUCCGGCCCGGCCCGCCCUCCCCGCCUCCCUUCGGCCCUCCCCGCACCGGAGCGGACUGGGCGGGCGCAGGCCGGGCGAGGGGCCUUGGCGGCAGCGGCAGCGACAUCGGCCACGGAGGACGAGGAGGACCUGAAGGUGAUCCAUGCUGAAAAGGCUCCAUUCAUACAGAUGAGCCCAGGGUCGAGGUGGCACUUUAAACCCAGAUAGUCGGUUGGCUAACUGCCCAGCAGAAUGCCAUCCACCAGCCGAGCGGGCAGCCUGAAGGACCCCGAGAUUGCAGAGCUCUUCUUCAAAGAAGAUCCAGAGAAGCUCUUCACGGAUCUCCGAGAGAUCGGCCAUGGAAGCUUUGGAGCUGUUUAUUUUGCACAUGAUGUGCGCACCAAUGAAGUGGUGGCCAUCAAGAAAAUGUCUUACAGUGGGAAGCAAUCCAACGAGAAAUGGCAGGAUAUCAUUAAAGAAGUCAAGUUCCUACAAAGAAUUAAACAUCCAAACAGUAUAGAAUACAAAGGCUGCUAUUUGCGGGAGCAUACAGCAUGGCUUGUUAUGGAAUACUGUUUAGGAUCAGCAUCAGAUUUAUUAGAAGUCCAUAAAAAGCCAUUGCAAGAGCUGGAAAUUGCUGCAAUUACCCACGGUGCUCUCCAAGGUUUAGCAUACUUGCAUUCUCACAACAUGAUCCAUAGAGAUAUCAAGGCAGGAAACAUCCUACUGACGGAACCAGGCCAGGUGAAACUCGCUGACUUCGGAUCUGCUUCCAUAGCAUCUCCUGCCAACUCAUUUGUGGGGACACCAUAUUGGAUGGCCCCGGAAGUGAUUUUAGCCAUGGAUGAAGGGCAAUAUGAUGGUAAAGUCGACGUGUGGUCACUUGGGAUAACGUGUAUUGAAUUAGCGGAAAGGAAGCCUCCCUUGUUUAAUAUGAACGCAAUGAGUGCCUUAUAUCACAUAGCGCAGAAUGAAUCCCCUACACUCCAGUCCAAUGAAUGGUCUGAUUAUUUUCGAAACUUUGUAGAUUCUUGCCUCCAGAAAAUCCCCCAAGACAGGCCUACAUCGGAGGAGCUCCUGAAGCACGUGUUUGUCCUCCGGGAGCGCCCUGAGACAGUGUUAAUAGACCUGAUCCAGAGAACAAAGGAUGCAGUCAGAGAACUGGACAAUCUUCAGUAUCGCAAGAUGAAGAAACUCCUCUUCCAGGAGGCGCACAACGGUCCCGCGGUGGAAACCCAGGAGGAAGAGGAGGAGCAAGACCACGGCAUGGGCCGGACGGGAACAGUGAACAGCGUCGGGAGCAACCAGUCCAUCCCCAGCAUGUCCAUUAGUGCCAGUAGCCAAAGCAGUAGUGUUAAUAGUCUUCCAGAUGCCUCGGACGACAGGAGCGAGCUGGACAUGAUGGAGGGUGACCACACGGUGAUGUCCAACAGCUCUGUCAUCCACUUGAAGCCGGAGGAAGAAAACUACAGGGAGGAUCCGGACCCUCGAUCGAGAGCAUCGGAACCCCAAGUGUCUCCACCCCAAGUGUCUCGCCACAGAUCCCACUACCGCAACCGAGAGCACUUUGCUACCAUACGCACAGCGUCGCUGGUGACGAGGCAGAUGCAGGAGCACGAGCAAGACUCGGAGCUCCGGGAGCAGAUGUCCGGCUACAAGCGGAUGCGGCGGCAGCACCAGAAGCAGCUGAUGGCUCUGGAGAACAAGCUGAAGGCCGAGAUGGAUGAGCACCGCCUACGGCUGGACAAGGACCUGGAGACCCAGCGCAACAACUUUGCAGCAGAGAUGGAGAAGCUCAUCAAGAAGCACCAGGCGGCAAUGGAGAAGGAGGUAGGGGGCAGCUGCUUCCGCACAGCUUCUCCGGCGAAAAUCAUGGCCAACGAGGAGAAGAAGUUUCAGCAGCACAUUCAAGCCCAGCAGAAGAAAGAGCUGAACAGCUUCCUGGAAUCCCAGAAAAGAGAGUAUAAACUGCGCAAGGAGCAGCUCAAGGAGGAGCUGAACGAGAACCAGAGCACUCCCAAGAAGGAGAAGCAGGAGUGGCUGUCCAAGCAGAAGGAGAACAUCCAGCACUUCCAGGCGGAGGAGGAGGCCAACCUGCUCCGGCGGCAGCGGCAGUACUUGGAGCUGGAGUGCCGCCGCUUCAAACGGCGGAUGCUGCUGGGGCGCCACAACCUGGAGCAGGACCUUGUCCGGGAGGAGCUGAACAAGCGCCAGACGCAGAAGGACCUGGAGCAUGCCAUGCUGCUGCGCCAGCACGAGUCCAUGCAGGAGCUGGAGUUCCGGCACCUCAACACCAUCCAGAAGAUGCGCUGCGAGCUCAUCCGGCUCCAGCACCAGACAGAGCUCACCAACCAGCUGGAGUAUAACAAGCGGCGGGAGAGGGAGCUGCGGCGCAAGCAUGUCAUGGAGGUGCGGCAGCAGCCCAAGAGCCUCAAGUCUAAAGAGCUCCAGAUCAAGAAGCAGUUCCAGGAUACGUGCAAGAUCCAGACCCGGCAGUACAAGGCCCUGCGGAACCACCUGCUGGAGACCACCCCCAAGAGUGAGCACAAGGCUGUCUUGAAGAGGCUCAAGGAGGAGCAGACCCGAAAGCUGGCCAUCCUUGCAGAGCAGUAUGACCACAGCAUAAACGAGAUGCUCUCCACGCAAGCUCUGCGAUUGGACGAGGCGCAGGAAGCAGAGUGCCAGGUCUUGAAGAUGCAGCUGCAGCAGGAACUGGAGCUGCUCAAUGCCUAUCAGAGCAAGAUCAAGAUGCAGGCAGAGGCUCAGCACGACCGGGAGCUGCACGAGCUGGAGCAGCGGGUGUCUCUGCGCAGGGCCCUCCUUGAGCAGAAGAUCGAGGAGGAGAUGCUGGCCUUGCAGAACGAGCGCACGGAGCGGAUCCGAAGCCUGCUGGAGCGCCAGGCCCGGGAGAUUGAGGCGUUUGACUCGGAGAGCAUGCGGCUGGGCUUCAGCAACAUGGUCCUCUCGAACCUCUCCCCAGAGGCGUUCAGCCACAGCUACCCGGGAGCUUCCAGCUGGUCCCACAACCCUUCUGGGGGCGCAGGGCCCCACUGGGGUCACCCCAUGGGUGGUCCGCCGCAGGCGUGGGGCCACCCAAUGCAGGGCGGCCCCCAGCCCUGGGGUCACCCCUCUGGGCCCAUGCAGGGAGUCCCCCGGGGGAGCUCGCUGGGGGUCCGCAACAGCCCCCAGGCUCUGAGGCGGACGUCCUCCGGGGGACGGACGGAGCCAGGCAUGAGCAGGAGCACGAGCGUCACGUCGCAAAUAUCCAAUGGGUCACACAUGUCUUAUACAUAAUAGCUUCGAGAGGUCUGUCCCUGAGGGUGGCAAGUCCACUGGAGCUGUCUGCCAACAGAAGCUGCCAAGGGGCAACCCCACCCCCCUCCCCGGGAGCCCAGACCCGGGCAGCACGGACUCCGGGUGCCUACUGGCGAGCGUGUUCAUUUCGGGCAGCAUUUAAUGUUUUGGGUUUACUAAUUGGGAUGUCAUAGUAUUUGGCUGCAGAGUCUCUCUUAGCUUCUUUAAGAAAAAGGAAAGAUUAUUUUAAAGAAAGCGGUUUGGAGUCUGGGAGAGAGGUGCUGCUUUUUCAGUGGCAAGGGGUCAGGGGAGGCCAUUCUCUCUUAACGGAAGGAAGGAAGGAAGGGAGGGUCUUCCCUAGCCCAAGCUCCUGGUGAAUUAGGCACAUUGGGAGGGCAAACCCUGUGGGUUCUUGCUUUGCUCUCUCUGUAUUUAAAUGCCCCUCACCUCUCCCUGCUUCAUUGGGGGCCAGUCUCUUGCUACAAAGGGACUCGGGGGGGAGGUGUGCCACUAAAGAGAGGAGGUCCAGGAGGGCGAGGAGAACCGCGCCUGCUGAUAGAAGCUGGGGGGGGGGAGAAAGGGGGCAAGCAGACAGCUCUGGACACCCCACCCCCCUGCUGGCGCAUGCUGUCUCCCCGUUGCACUAAGGUGAAGCCGCUCACUUGGAGCACACCUGAUCGCUUGGACAGAACUGCACUAGUCAAAUGCACCUGCUAGAAACCUGUUUGCAGUUCAGCCCAACAGGCUGUGUUGUGUGUGUGUGUGUGUGUGUGUGUGUGCGCGUGUGUGUAUGGUUGUGUGGUUGCUAGAGGGGGAAGAGGCAAGGCCAGGGAGGGUCUGCUGUUUUCUAGCUUAAUACUGUGACAUCUCACGUUAGUCAAGCAUCAGAACAAUUCGAGAGGCGCCCGGGAUCGUACCCCACUCCCCUGCCUGCCUGCUCUGCUCUUCAGAAACUUCUAUAUAUUAAAAAAAAAGACUUUCAGCCAGCCAGUCCAAAUUUCCAGAGGUAUUGUGAUUGAUGCCAUAAGUUUCAGACAUGCCAUUUAGGGCAGGCAAGGAGAUCUCUCUCCUUUCUGACACUACAUAUUUUAUUUUAUUUUUUGCCAGAUUUUUUUUUGGGGGGGGGCUAACCUUGGGCUUGCCACAGUUUUUUCCUCGUUUACAUGUAAAGCUGUAGCCAACGUGUUUCCGAGUGUGUUUUAGUUGCCAUGGGGGGGGUGUUUUCGCCUCUCUUGCCCUGCUGCUGACCAGCCUGUUAAGCUGCCUCCAUUGACGUUUUACGCUACAUGCGACCCGUCCUUCGCAUGAGUUCCCGAGAGGUGGGGGACACCCCCCGCACCGUUUUUAAAGCCAUUUGCGACUGCUUUUGGUGACCUUUUGCCCAGAGGCUCUGCUUCCAAAAGCCACUGUGCAUGCUCACACACACAUGUAGAUUUCUGGGGCUGGCGGCUGGAGAAGAAGGUUUUUGGGAGAGCUAGACACGCCCCUCUCCUUUUGCGCUCAGGAUCUUUGGGACCUCAGUUGCCAAGGCAGCAAAAGAGGUACUGUGACUCGCGUCAAGCCAGGGGCUAAGCAGAGAGCAGCUUGGCCCAAGGUUACGAGAAAAUGAAAAGAAAGAGAUUCUCCUCACUACAGGAGCUGCUUCCCUUGGCUGUUCGUUGUAAAAAAAAAAAUUAAAAAUUCCCUUGCACAUUUAAGCAAAUGAAACACUAGCUAACUAACUCUAGAAUUUUUUAUUUUGCCUUUUAACACAUCUUAUAGGGCUCAGAAUUGCAAGGUUUCUUCCGAAUGUGUUUGGUGUCCAACGCGACAUCUUUGUAUAGAAAAAUACUCUAAUGUCUUUCACACUGCAGCUCAGUUCUUUUUUUUUUAUCAGUGUGACUUCUUUUUUAAAAAAAAAAAAAUCUUAGCUAAAUUAAAAAACAACCACUCCAGAUCCUUAAUCUAUCUCCCUCCCUCCCUCCAGAUCUUUGGUUGAUCAUAGCACUGGGAACAAGCAGGAGGCCACUAAGCCAAAUCAGCCCCUUCCAGGGGGGUGGAAAUGGGUGGGGAGAAUCUUGACUUGGGCACCAUUGUCCUAGCAUAUUAGUGACUCUCUUGAAAGGGUCGCAGUGGGCAAACCCCUUUUUGCCCAUGUGUUCUGUGUAUCUCGCGUGAAAAAGAUCUCGGUAGUGCUCAGAUCCUUCCUAGCAAAACUAACUUCACGGAGAGCAGAACUCCCAUGCUUCUUCUCUUCCCAUUUGACAUGAAAUUUGAACCAGUUAACUUAUUUUUAAAAGGGGGAAGGGGAGAGAGAGAAGAACAUUGUCAUUUAACUACAAAAGGCCCUUCUACCCUGGACCCCUGGAAUGGGUCUCCGUUUCUAGGCAGUACCACAUCAGUAACAUGGUGCUAAUAUUGAAUGUUUUUCUCUGGGUGGGGGCAAAGAGGGGAGCGCCUCGUUCCCAAGCAUGUCCACAAAUGCACAGACCAAGGAGCAGUGAUAUGAGCCAGCCUUGGCCAAGCUGGGACCCUCUGCCUGCUUCGGACUACAACUCCCAUCAGCUGAUGGGAGUUGUAGUCCGAAGCCGCUGGAGAGCCCCGAUUUGGUGGGGGCUGAAUUAUGAGCGGUACUUGAGAACCCCUCCCUGUCGCUUCAUUCAUGCAUUUUUUGCUUGCAUUGAUGAUGAAAUUUUGGGCAGGCUCCACAUUGGGAGGGGGUGGGAGUGUUCUUUCCUAAAAUAAUCUUGUUUGUGUGAUGCAAAACAAGGCCUGACUGCUGCCUCCUUCACCCCCUCCCCUUCCAUGCUGCCCCAUUUCAAUAUUAGCGCUUAACAAAAAAAAAAAGAGAGAGAAUUGUGGUCUUGUAACCAGGUCGUUUUUCUCUUCCUCCCCCCCCCCCCAAUGUAUAGCUCAUCACGUGCCAGACCCUGGACUUAUUCAAGGAAUUAAUAUUUUAAUUAAAAUAGUUUGCAAAAACUGCAUCAGAUCCAUUGGUCUAAAUGUUUUGUGUGUGUGCAUAGUUGCAGGUGUGUGUGUGUGUGUGCUGAGAGGGCCUGAGCAAGCCAGAAAUCCCCACCGAGGGAAGCCAAUUGCAUUUUUAAUUCCAUCCGGAUGCAGAUUCUAUUUCUAGUUUUCUGUGAUGGGUCAAUAAGAAAGCCAGAUUUUAAAUUUGUGCUUUUUUCCCCUGAGGUGCACCUGCACUCUGAAAUGAUUCACAAACCGGAUAGAUGUUUGAGAAUCCCUCAACCUUCCAGCAGUGUUCUUCAGCCUUGGGUCCCCAGAUGAUCAGGGAUGAUGGGAGUUGUAGUCCAACAACUUGGAAGAGUGCUGUGUGGUCUACUUGCAUCCCUCCCCUCUCCAAAAAAAGCUUGUUAGCAGCGUUCGUUCAUUUCAUAUUUAUCCCUAGAAGCUGCCUUCUGGUGUUCCCCUCCCUCCCAUUUAUUUAUUUUUAGCUGAAGAAUCUGUGGCCCUCUAGACUUUUAUGGACUACAGCUCUUGCCACGGUCCCUGUCCAUUAGCCCUGCUGGCUGAUGAGUAACGUCUGAGAGGGACAACAGGCUCCCCACCCCUGACUUCUGGUCUCUUCAUCUUUUUCCUGGUGGCCUUACUCAGCCUUCUCCACAAGGUCCUGACAUCAGCAGUGGAAUCUGCAAAGCAGCCUUGAGGCCGCCUGGCACCCUUCAAGAGCUUUGGGCAGGGCUGGUGGGAGUUGUAGUUUGGAACACCUGGAGGGCACCAGGUGAGCAAAAAGACUGUUGUAAAGGAACAAGUCCAAACUGCAACUGCCUUGAGCAACAGGAGCUGUAGGAGCAAUUUCUGGUGGGAGCCUACCUUCUCUUUGGAGCUUUGAAGCAGCUUCUCUCCUCCCUGGUCUCUAUACAUGUUUCAAGAAAAUAAAAUCCAAACCAUAGCAGAGUUGGAAGGGGACCCAGCGAGUCAUCUAGUCCAGCCCUCCACUGUGCUCCUCUCCAACUUCCUAGCUUCCUGUUUUGAGGGUGGCAGAGCCAGAGCAGCCUGGCAUCUUGUAACAUCUGUUUAAAAAAGCCACAAGCUCGCCCCCCAAAGCCUGCAGGUCUUGUAAAUUUCUUUUUUAACACAAGGGUCUUAAAGAGAUGGUUCCUUCCCAGGAGGUUGAAAGCAGACUCAGAAUGACACCUCUAGGUGCGUGUUUCAUGUGGCUGAUUUAUUUCUAUUUUCUUCCCUCUUUUCACAUUAGCUGCGCAACCGCAGGCCCUCUGAUCCUAACAGCCUUCAUCCUGUGCUAGGAAGGGCAAUGCCGCCUCCGUGGAUCACAGCCCCUCACCUUCUAAAAUGCACAGACGUCUCUUGGGGCUGCGUUUUAUAGUAAAAUGCUCACAAGCACAUCCCAUUUUAUAAACACCGGCGCUCAAUUCUGUAGUUACAUGUUCUGUAUAGAGCAAUGAACUCUCCUCUUUGGCACUGAGACAUUAAAAGGAGUUGUUUUCGAGGUGCUGCUGCCCGCUGUCAUGAACCAGGGUUUGAGGGGCAUCCUUCAGUCUGCACGAGGUUGAUUUGGUGGGUGAGGGGGAAAGACCCCCGUCUCACCUUAUAGAUCACCAAGAGAGUGUCCACUUAGCUUUUCUGGAAACUGGCUGGUUUGGAUUCUUGUAAGUCAAUGUGUCUGAAGGAGAGAAUGAAGAGGUCUAGAUCGCUGGUCUUCCGACUGGUGGGUUAGGAGCCACUACUGGGUUGUGGCCUGAUCCAAGGUGGGUCACAACAGGAGUACUACCACCAUCCAAAGAUAUGGUAAAAAAGAGAGAAAAAUGGGUCCCCAAAUGCAUGUUUGGGUUAAAUGUGGGUCUUAGGUCUGAAAAGGUUGAACGUGCAAGGUCUAGAUCAUGUUUGGAUAGAGACCAUCUGUCUGAUUUCUAGACUUCUGCAGCCAGUGCAAAGUUUGUGUGUGUGUAAGAGCUAGCAAGUACCCAGAUGAUGCUAACUUCUGAAUCGAUAGGUCAUUCCUCUCUAGCAGAGAAGUAUUGAGAGGGCAUGGAUAGAGACCAGUGGUGGUUCUGGUGGUGUUGGACUCCCAACAGCCAGAAGGGUCUGUGGGCAAGGAAGAUGGGAGUCGCAACGACAUUGGGGGGCAGCUUUCCCAUCCCUGCAAUGGGGCACAAAUGAAACACUGCCUUAAAAAGACCCUGGAGGUAGAUUGUCCCACAUACAAAAGCAAGGGUAGCUGUUUUGAGUUCUCUACCUUUCCGGUAGUCAUGCAGCAGAUAAACUGGAAGGUGACCUGAUCUCGGUUGGAAGCUGAGCUGUGGCCUCCUGCCCUUCAAACCCCACAACCCAAGGGCUUCCCUUCAAGAAGACCUGGCCCUAGUCUUCUUAAAACAUCCUUCAGGUCCUUGGAGGAGACUUCAUCGUAGCUCAGGGAGGACAUAUCGGCAGGAAUCUCUGAGCUAGGAUUGCUGUUGAUUCUUCCCAAUCAAUGUUCCUUCUAAGCUUGACUGCCUCACGGUGUUUGAGUCUGGCUUACUCUCGCCAAGCAAGGAUCAUUUUCUGCUUUCCGAUUCCGGUUGUGUAACAAAUGGAACAUCUGCCCCUUUCAGGAAAAGCCCUCCUAGCUAUUGUUGGGAGCCCUCUCCCAAAAUCUUAGGUAAACACCUGUUCCCAGAGGGUGAAAGGGCCGUGUCAGCAAAUGAGGCUUGCAUGAACAAGCGAGGUGUUUGAUCUGCAAGCUUGAGUGCCUCUUAGCAAUCAGUCCCUUCCCUAACCGUCGCUGCCACUCCAGGCUAGGUUCCUAGUGGAGGAUGGGGUGGAAUACGUGGACCAUCCUUCUGUAGCCAAAACCUAGUCGUUUUAACACAUUUUUAACUUCUUUUAAGCAAUUUUUAAACAUUUAAGCCUUGUUUAACCCAAACUUCCAUGUUGAUCUCUUUCCCCCCAGUCAAAUGCAGCCUGGUCUUAAUGAGGACCGGUCUUCUGCCAUCAGGAAGCAAUGCAAACAUUAAAAGAGGAUUUUUCUUCACCACUAGCCCCUCCUGCCUCCUCCUGCCCUCUGGUGCUUAGUAUCCCUGGCAACUCAUUUAGUGGGAAAGGAAAUGUGUUCGCUUACCUGUAAAGAACAAUCACAGCGAAUUGACCUGAGUGAGGGGAGCAUAAACUGUAUGUGCUUACCUUUGAAUUCUAGAAAUUUUCCUCUCCCCUCCUUCCGUCUUUUUUUUUUUCGGUACAAAAUGUUUAAAUUGGUUUUUCCCAAACUUGGACCUUCAGCUGUUUUUGGACUAUGAUUCACCUCAUCCCUGACCGCUGGUCCUGCUAGCUAGGGAUGAUAGGAGUUGAGUCUCCAGCUGUUUUUUAGACUACAAGUUUGGGAAACACUGCUUUCAAUAGAUUUCAUAAGGCGACUGGAUCCAAACUUAACAUUAUGUGGGCUUGAGGAAGUUUAGGGUUGUAUCCAGCUGAGUUUACUCAAGACUACUCAGUUGAAAUUGAUGGACCAAACUUGUUCCUGUUAAUUGAUUUCAGUGGGGCAACUCUUGAGUAGGGCUAACAUUGGAUACAACCCUUUGUGUCUGAUUCCCAAAGUUUGGGCUGGCUGGAUUCUUUAUUGUAUGCCUUUUUUAAACAAAUAUCCUUUUAGCUGUGCCAUUUUUAUUUUGAUUUUUUUACAAGGUGUGGGAGACACUUGCCCUUGGAUUUGAGAGGACAAAGUCCUAAAACACAGCGCUUUAGGGAAAGCAGUAGAUUGGAUGAAGCCCCAUUUUCUUGUUGUUUAAGCCCAGAAUGGCAGAUUUCUAUGGCAACUGCUGGCUCAGCAGAAAGGCCGAAAAGACUAAAGCGAAUGAACUGAAACUUCCAAACACUGAUUUGCGGCAGAAGGGAGCUUUUUUUGCUUUUGGUUUUUAAAUAAAACGGGGGAGAAUCCUGGCUUAAAGGCAGCGAUAGGUAGACUCUUGACCUGUCUGCAAGUUGACCUUCCCCUCCUUCCAAACAUUCUCUGUUUGUGUGAGGAGAUGCGAGGGGCUCUUACCCUCAACUUUCCUGUGAAUGAAUGUGGUGCUGAGGCCUGUUGGCCUCUGCCUGUCAGAUUUGCUUGAGAGUAAAAACGUGAGUUCUCUUGGCACCUGGGAUUUGACACUGACUCAGAGAAAGAAAAUAAUGUGGCCAGCUGGACCCUCUGAUAGAGAUUGUGGGAUCCUGAUUUUUGCAGGAACGAUGGGGAAUUGAGCAUAUCACCUGUAAAGAUGUGACUGUGUUAUGGCAGAAGCUGUGCUCCUGCAUACGCACAGUCCAUUGAAAGCACGUCGCUCCCCCAAAGAAUCUUGGGAACUGUAGUUUUGGAAGGGUACUGGGAACUAGCUCUGGGCAGGGUAAACUAAAGUUCCCCGAAUUCUUUGGGGGAAUGUAGGCUCUGUGUGUUGGGCAGGGGAGAGAACUGUUCCCUGGAUACAACUGGCUCUGUGUUGGUGCGUGGGGCUGAGCUGACCCACAGGCCUUGAGAAAGCAGUGACUUUGGUAUCUAGCAAAUGCGAUUUGGUAUCGCUACCAAAAUGUGUGCCCCUUCGUUUUUCCAGCUUAGAGAGUAGGCUUGAUGCAGACGGUGUGGUGGUGGUGGUUUUUUUAACGCUCCAGUAUGUACCUCCACACACAAAGAAGCUACAUUCACUUGAAAUGGGUGUAAAAACGCUAAAAGGUUUCUGUUCUUAAAAUAAUGGACACAUCUAUUGCUCCUUCCUGACUUCUUCCAUAAAACUGGCCCAUUGGCUUCCUCCUCCUCUUCCUCAGGCUCAGUUUCCCCCUUGUCAAAUUCAGCGGCGGGGAGGAGGGGGACAGAACUAGUUGGCCCUGCCUGUCUUUGCUCUAGCACCCCCUGCUGUUGGGCUCCCUGCCUUCCGCCCUACCAGUCUCAAUGGGCACCAGCCAUCACUUCUGAUGGGAGAUUAGUGCCAAGGAGGAAAUGACUUUGCGUCAAGUGUGGUUUCAACCGCCCGGCUCCUCUCUGCAUUAAUCGGACAGGUGGGCAACUCUGCCCGUCGUCAUCUUAAGGCCUCCGAGGCGAGAGUGUGAGUUGUGAAUAGUGUACAUUUGACAUUUACACCAACCUGAAAGCUUGCUUGUAUCGUGGAGAUUAUUUUAAAACAAAAUCGAGACUUGAUUUCUAAUGAACUAUUAACACAACUUUGAUGUACGUUUUAUCCCACUUGGGGUUCAAAAAAAGCAUCUUGAAUGUAUAAUCUUCCUCUUCCUCCUCUCCUGACUUGUAAGCCGUAAGCAUGGCUUAUUCUGCCAGUGGGGUGUUCUAUUUAUUAAUUUGUAUAAUUAAUUUCCUUCCUCUUCUUGCGUUCAUGGCUUUUUAGUCUGGGUCUGAAGUUAGGGUCUCCCUGUCCCUGCCUAACCCCCUCCCUAUUUAAAUAAAAUCCCAUUUUGUACAUUACAAUUAUGACAUUUUCAAUAUUUUUCAACGAAAUCCUCCUGUCUUGUUUUUAUUUCACCAUUCCCAGUUUGAAGCUUACUCUGCAAGCUAUCUGGUCAUUAUCUCUGACCACUGGCUCUCCUACCCCCCUAAAUAGACCAUCAGUUGAAAGGAAGAAGGAACCCAGCAAGCCCGGGUAGCAGAUUUGCAAUUUGAAAAGAAGAUACCCACUUGUAGUUGUGGAUCACUUUGGGUUGGUAGAGUGGGUUAGGCAGCAAAAUGUUAAAAGGAUCCCUCUGUUUUGAGAGAGAACUGAUGGGUACGGGGGGAGGAGAUCUGCAGGGGACAUUCUGGCUUUUGAGCAUUGAAAGCAAUCUUAGAAUUGCAGAGUUGGAAGGGACCCCAAGAAUCAUCUAGUCUAACCCCCUGCAAUGCGAAGUGGGGCUGAUGAGGGCUAUCAACCUGCCAGGGGUUGAUGGGAAUUGUAGCGCAAAAAUAAAUCUGGAAAAGAACCCGGUUGGCAAAAGAUGGCGCCCAAGCCCACAGUAGGUUUUUAUUUUUUAACAUAUGAGUCCACACCUUCCACCCAGAUUCCUUAAAAGCAAUCCCUUUGGGGAAUCCCUCUCCAGAGCACCCUGUCUUUUUGGGUGCAGAGAAGAUCCAGAGGAACCGUUUUUAAACAGGGUCAGCCUGAGCUCAUCCUUUGACCAAACCUCCUCCAUAUUGCCGUGGUUUCACAAAAGAUCAAGGUGAAUUCAUUGGGCAGGACAGCUGAGUUGAAAGCUGCACAGCUUCAUUAUUUUGGUUUGGGGGAUUUUGUUUUUUAAAAAGCUUUAUCCGUAGCAAGCCAGUUGCACGCAAGUCUAAACAAGGACCAGGUUGUCCCCCAGCCGCUUAAGGCGGAGGCUUUGCCGGGCACCGACCUUUGAGACCCAGCUAGAGGUGUGCAUUUUCGCCGGCGGGCAAAGCAAGCCUCUCUCCUCGCUCUCUCUUGUACAAUACUUCUCGUCAGUAUUCCGGUCUUUUCUUCUGGUUCAGGCGUACACGAUAGCUCAUAUAACCUGUAUUAAUUGUAUAGAUUGUGCAUUUACAGCUGUUACCAACCCAGUUGUUUCGGGGGCAGUUGGGGGAGGGGGAGGGAAAUCAAGAGAACAAAAAGAGGUGAUAUGUAAUAUUUUGUUUGUAAGUAUCCUUUGUAUCAUAGCAAAGGAAAUGUUUUAAAAAAAGGAGCUGUAAUAAAGUAAUUUUAGUA